AUGAGUAUGGUUUCGAUGUUGGCCAUGGAACUAGCUGAGAAUGCAGUUGACUAUCAUCUGACCGGUGGGAUUGUUGCUUUUGGAGAUGCGAAGUUCUGGUUGGCGGCAGUGGUGUCAAUCGGUGCUGGGUAUUUGGCACCCUUGCCGUAUAACUAUCUGCGUCUUCGAAAAUAUGGGAAAUCGUGUCACUGA
Penicillium digitatum Pd1 is the source of this 192-nucleotide messenger RNA. RefSeq names its product DUF4396 domain-containing protein. The record is from RefSeq and is a predicted model, not a curated record. Lineage: Eukaryota; Fungi; Ascomycota; Eurotiomycetes; Eurotiales; Aspergillaceae.